Messenger RNA from Xiphophorus hellerii (green swordtail), 3501 nucleotides. Its product is annotated as RNA-binding protein Nova-1-like. Lineage: Eukaryota; Metazoa; Chordata; Actinopteri; Cyprinodontiformes; Poeciliidae. Gene Ontology annotation, molecular function: RNA binding. The record is from RefSeq and is a predicted model, not a curated record.
AUGAUGGGACCCCAGGCGAGAACGGGAGGCCAGCAAGACCCCCAAGGCAGCUUCGCUCCUGCACAUCUGGAUAUAUUAGAUGAGGAAACCCAAAGACUGGACUCCAGUCUGGAAAUGGAGAACGCCAGGAUAGAAGACGACCAAAACCCGGCCGAGCUGGAGGCCAAACUGAAAGAGAUGGAACUGAGACUAAAAAGGCAGGAAGCUCUCAGAGAAACUCUUAUCAACGAGGCCGAAGAGACAAUGAGGGAACUGGAGAGAUUAGAGAGAGAAGAGAGGGAAGAGAUGUCCAGUGAUCCAGCAGAACGUUACGCUGCAGACAUUGAUUCCACAUUUUAUAACGAUGUGAAAAACAUGGAGAAGACCUUGCAGCAGGAGUUUGAGGAUUUAAAGGUGGCCCACCUCCUCAGCCAGGAAGCAUUUGUUGCUGGAAUACAGGCUGAGAGAAAGAAAACUGAGGCUGUCCAAGAAGAACUGGACCAACUUAAGACUUCAUACAAGGAGCUGCGAUAUAAAUAUGAUGCAGACAUUUCUCUGGUAAGGCAGGAGGUGAAACAUGAGAAAGAUGCAAACAUAGAAAGAGAAAAAGAGAGUCUGAAGCUAGUCAACAAGCUGAAAGCUGAGAAGGAGGAGCUCUUUCGAAAAAUGGCUAGAGAAAUCUUUAUUCUGAGAAAGAGAGAGAAGCAGAUGCUGAACGAACUGGAUCAGGUUCACAUUUCGCACGAGGAGCUGAAACAAUCCUCAGACGAGACCGAGGUCACUGGAGAAACCAUCCUGCAGGAUUCGGACAAUCCAGAUGCGAGUUGUCUGCGGGAUCUUGCGUGUUGUGCUGAACGUCUCCUGGACUUGCGGUUAAAAUAUUUUCCUGUUAAUAACUCUUCUUCUGUCUUCUUGUCCUCCCAACAGGCCAAGCUGAUUGUCCCCAACAGCACAGCCGGCCUCAUCAUCGGCAAAGGCGGAGCUACGGUCAAGGCGGUGAUGGAGCAGUCUGGGGCUUGGGUCCAGCUAUCCCAGAAGCCCGAGGGCAUCAACCUGCAGGAGCGUGUGGUCACCAUCAGUGGCGAGCCGGAGCAGAACCGCAAAGCCGUGGAGAUUAUCAUCCAGAAGAUCCAGGAAGACCCUCAGAGCUCCUCCUGCCUGAACAUCUCCUACUCCAACAUCACCGGUCCGGUGGCCAACUCCAACCCCACCGGCUCCCCGUACGCCAACUCCACCGAGGUGAUGCCGGCGGCGGCGGCCGCUGCAGCCGCCACCGCCUCCUCUCUGCUGGGCCAGGCGGGCCUGGCGGGAGUCGGCGCGUUCCCGACCACCAUGUCCAGUUUCUCAGGCAACGAUUUGCUCGCCAUCACCUCCGCGCUCAACACCCUGGCCAGCUACGGCUACAACACCAACUCUCUGGGGCUGGGGCUCAAUCCCGCCGCCGCUUCCGGGGUGCUAGCCGCCGUAGCGGCUAACGCCAACCCAGCAGCAGCCGCCGCGGCUAAUUUGUUAGCGUCGUACGCCAGCGACGCGUCUACCAGCGCGGCGCACCCUGUCGCGAGCCUGGGAGGCCUCUCUCUGGGGUCACUGGCAGCCGCCACUGGCGCCACCAAUGGCUACCUGAGCGCGGCGUCGCCUCUGGUGGCGUCGUCCCUCCUGGCGACUGAGAAGCUAGCAGAGGGAGCGAAGGAAGUGGUCGAGAUCGCCGUGCCGGAGAACCUCGUCGGCGAUCUUGGGAAAGGCGGGAAGACGCUAGUGGAGUACCAGGAGCUGACCGGCGCCAGGAUCCAGAUCUCGAAGAAAGGCGAGUUCAUCCCGGGAACUCGGAACAGGAAGGUGACCAUCACGGGGUCGCAGGCCGCCACGCAGGCCGCGCAGUACCUGAUCAGUCAGCGGAUCACCUACGAGCAGGGCGUCCGCGCCACCAACCCACAGAAGGUGGGCUAAACCUGACAGCCGCCCGGAAAUGAGGAGGAAAAGUGAAAAAGGAAUGGGGGCUUCGGGGGAGGAGAGCAAAGAAAAAGGGAGAAUGGAAAAAAGGAGAGGAGAGAAAGAAUAUCCGAAGGAAUCGUUUGCGCCGUUUUCUUCUGUGUUUUCAGUAUUCUAUAUUAAAAAAAAGGAAGUUUUUUGACUCGAAGCAAAAAUGUGCUGAGGAGGGGAGGGGGAGCGAGUUAUUACGCUGAAAAACCAAGAAAAAAAUGUGUAAAAUGUAAAUAAGGUUUUAUUACUUAACGUCUUGACCUUUCGGGAUUUUUUUAUUGUUUUAUUUUUUGUUUUUUGUUCAGUAAAUUAAGCUGUCUGUGUAUUGUGUGGACAGAGCUGAAUGCCAUUUAGACUGGGAGGCUACAGAGUGCGGCGGGGGUCAAGGGUCACGAGGGUCAGGGUGAGGCGGAGGGUUGGUGUUUACAGGGUGCAACACUCCCAAAUCCCAUCCCAGCCGCCGGCCCCUCCAGCCCACACGCUGUAUCCUCAAACAGAUUUUAGUUUGAUUUUAUUUAAUCCAGGAAAUUUUAAAUUCGCCCCCUUUCGCUUCAGCCCCUCCCCUUUUUAACGGUUUUUAAAAAAGAGAAAGAUUGCAGACUUUAGCUUAAUGUGUGUAAGCUAAGAAACGUCCUCAACUCCCGAAAACUUCGCCUCCCUCAAAUCUCGGUGAGGAGCGUGAGGGCGUUUCUUCAUUCGCGCGCACACACACACACACACACACAUUUACACACACACAGGCGCAACCGGUGCAGCGCUGCAGACCCGUCUCUGCAGUAUAACAAUAAUAAUAACACUAAUGAUGACAGCAGCUGCGUUUCCGGCACAAAUGUGCGCAAAAUUUUAAAGUUUUGCAAUUAAAUAAGAAACGUGAUGAGUCAUUAAAAAACUACUUCCUGUUUUCUUCUUCUUCGUGGUUUGAGAGUCAACAUCCGGUUGCUGGUCAUGUGACUCGUGCGAUGUGAAAAAAUUGUUUCCAUUGCAGUUUUUUUAAACAAUAAUUUCUUUUAAGUGACAAUUUAUUUUAAAAAGGUCAAUUUGCGCCGUCAUCUGUUGACUGGAAACGCAGCUGAUGUCGUUUUGCUACAGGAAAUCUCCACCACUGUCGCUAUUUAUUAAUAACAUCGCUCGUUUAAAGCGCAGUCUAAUUUUUUAAAUCUGUGAAUUCAGGUUGACAUGAAUGUAAAUGAGACUUUUUGUUCUGGUUUUUGUUUUCAUGUAAGAGGAAUAGUAAUGUCAAAUAGUGUAAUAUAUGUCUUAUUUAUGUCCAGUGAGAGAGCCGCCCCAGGCAGGAAGAACACUAGAGUGAUAUAUCCAGUCAAAGAGCAGAACAGGGAACACACACACACACACACACACACACACACGAGCGCUGAAAGGAAACGUCACAGCACCAUGUUUGGUGCCACUGAAAGAGAAUCCAUCAUAUCUGCUGUCUGUAGCUGAAGUGAAGCGUCCAGUUAUCGUCCGCUGCAACUAAAGAUGAAUCGUUCAGACGAGACGUUGUGAUGAAAAAACCUGGAAAUUUAUCAGUUUGAAAAG